AUGACUGAAUCUGAAGCCAGUUAUUGUCAUAAUGACAACUUUUUAAAGUUCACCAACAGAAAAUCUAUUUCAAAUGCAAUUUUCGAAUUUUAUUACCAACUCUACUAUAAAAUCAAUUGAGAAGAAAAUUCUAAACUUUGACAAAAAGGUAAAGUAGCAAUAGAGGGUGUGAUAUGAUGCCUCCAAAUAAUAAGCUUACUGUGGCUUCCAGAUAUGUCUAUCAGUAAUUGAAAUAAAAAUAUGAUCAUAUGGAAGAUCAUAGGAUAUGUAAAAUUUGACAAUGUUUGCUCAGAAUUAGGGAUUAUCAGUGAAUGCUUAAUUUUAUCAGUGUUAUUUAACUGUGCUAGUUUUUUGAUAUUUAUUAGUUUUUUUACUGCUAUUUAUAAUUCUUAUAGCAUACCCAUUCUCAUUUUGAACAUCUUCCGCUACCUUUUUAUAAUACUCUGCAAAAAUUUCUACCUCAGCUUGUCCAGGAAUAGAUAAUAAAUAUAAUAAUAAAAUUAAUUUUUUUCUAAAAUUCAGUUAUUAAGUUAUUAUAAGAUCUAAAAUUCUGAUAAAAAAUUUUUAUUGCUGAAUUAAUAUUUCUAAUCUAUUAUAGCUUAUGGAUAACUUUUUUUUUUAUACCCUCAAUUCAGCUUUUUACAAUUUUUCUCAAAUACAAUUUUUUUCCUCACUCUCCCCUCCAUGAGCGAACGAGACCAUUAGAAAAAUCCCUAUUUUUUGCACCUCAAUGGACCAAAAAAAUGUUUUUAAUACAAACAUUUUGACGGGAAAAAAAUUUUGAUAUAUAAGUGAUAACUAGUAUCAUGAAAUCUCGAGCUCAUUCUGAUUAAUUUUAAACAAAUUGUGUGCCUAAAACAUAAACUUUACAAAUUAAAUUAAUAUUUGCCUUCAAAUUUUCUAAAAGUGGAUUUUUUAAAAUAAUCCCCCCGUGAGGAACUUUAUUUUUUUGUAGAGGGAGUCAGGAUAAAAUUGCAGAAUAUCAAAAUCACAAUGAUUCUUCAGAGUUUGAAAUUAGCUUACUAUGUCAAAUUGGAAUAAUAUUUUCAAUGAUAUUCGCAAUGGUUCUAAUUUUGCUAAACACACAAUUUUCUGGGGAUAUUCGACAUUCUCUGCAUAAAUUAAUAAUAAUUGCUAAAGCACAUUCACUAGUUGAUACUCAUAUAGCUAUUUUUACCUAUUUUUGGCCAGUUUUUUAUUCUAUACUUGCUAAAAAUUUUAUUAUACACUUGCAAAUAUUAGCUAUUAUUUUUUCAGCGAUUUUGAUCAGAGAAACUAUGGUACUUCGCCCUUAUUUUUCUUUUUAUUACAGCUCAAUAGUUAUUCUGCGAUUAUUUUUUAUAGCAUUUGUAUCUCUUAUUUUUAUUUUGGGUCGAUUAAUGGACAACUCAUUGGUUAUAUCUAUACUUGCCAUUAUUUUAGGGCCAUUAUUGUCUAUUUUUAUCGUUCUGUUUACGAAAAAAUCAUAAUUAAAUAUGACGUCUCAGCUUAAGCAUAUCAGGGAGGCCAUGAAAUCUUCGAGCAAAUAUUUAAUUAUAUUCAGCAAGGUUUUACCAAGCUAGUAAUAACAGCUAUGCUAGAUAAGCAGCUCAUGUGGCGUGAGGAGCCUAGCUCUUGCCUAUUUUCUGACUGUGGUUUACCUCGAGGGAGGAGGAUGCUUGGAAGUUGGAAAUUAAUUGCUCAGCAAGGUUUUGGACACAUUGGCAUUUUUUCAUCGAGAAACCAAGAGUUACUUACAGCCUGGGCCUCAAAUUUUCGUCUUUGCUAAAGUUGGCCGAGAAUCCAUUUUUUUGAUUUUCUGUGCAAGAAAUCUCGUCGCUGCAGCCUGAAGCAAGGCUUGGAACGCGUAGUCUGCCCACUCAAAAGUAGAGCUAUCUCAUUGUAGUAUGAAGGAGGUGACAGCUAGGCUACCCGCCUUUCCGGCGAUCUGAAGUAGGGCGUUGUCAAAAAGCAGAUGAAUCCCCUUGUGGAAUCAUCAGUAAUUGAGUUAACCGAGUUAACAAAAGUGGACUCUAAUCAUCUAAUUAAGUAAGAAAGUUUACCAAAAAAUCAAAAAUUACUAAAAAUAUCCCUGAAGACAUUCAAAAUAUAAAUUCUGAAUACGAAUUAGAAAAAUAUUUAAGACAUGCAUUAUGCUCAAACGAUUUUGAAAAUAAAGACAAGAUAAUUCAAAUUUUUGAAAAUUUCUUUAUAGAUAAAAAAUUAAAUUGUAGUAAACUACUUGCCAUAUGAGAAGCAAACUAUUGUUUAUUUACAUUAGAAGAUAAAACAUUAGCCAAUGUCAAGAUUGCUAAAAAUAAAGAAAUUUCUGAUUUCAAUAUAGAAGCACAUUAUCAAGAAUAUUUCUGCAAUAAAAUUAUCUCAAGCAACCAUUUGUCUGAUAGCUUAAAUUUUUCUAACUUUUUUGCUGAAUUCCAGAUUGCUAAAAGAAAAGAUAAAGAUUUAUGCAUCAAUUUACUGAGUUUUUUAAAUGAAAUUACUUCUAUUAAGCCAAAUUUGAAAUAUUUAAAAAAGCAGUUGAACUCAAUAGACGAAGAUAUUUCAGUUUUGAAUAAGCAAUAUAGCCAGUUAUCAUUAAAGUAUUUCAAUUCUAACUUCCCUACUCCGUGAGCAAUAAAAAAUUUUGUUCACUCACGGAGGGGAUUAAUUUUUUUUAAAAAAAUUUAUAUAUAAAAUAUAUAGAAAAUUUUAUUUUUCGAGAUUUAAAAAAAAAUUAUAAUUCGCAAAUAUUGGAAAGCAAAUAGCUAAAAUUUAUGCUUUAAAUGCAAGCUGUUUAAGUUUAAAAUUAAACAGAAUUAGCUAGAGAUUUGACUAUAAUUAUCACUUAUAUAUUUUUUUUUCUAAAAAUUAUUAUAUUAAAAAAUUUUGUUCACUCAAAGAGGGCAGCUUUUGGGCAAAAAAUAAGGAUUUUUUCAAUUUUUAUUUCGUUCACGGAGGAGGAGUAAAGAACUUUUAUCUCUUUAUGCUUCAUAUGCAAAAGAUAUCAUUUAUGAUUUAGAAAAAUCUUCUUUAAUUGAAAUGAAAAUAAAAUCUUUCGAUCAAUUUUUUUCUAGUUCGAUUAUCGAUACUAGCACUUUCAGCUUUUUAAAUGAAAAUAAUGGAAUUUUAAUAAUUUCAAAUGAAUUUGAAAACUUUGGAGAAAUUCUCUAUGCAAAUCACAAAUCAGCUGAAAUUUUAAGACUUCCUUUAAAUAAUUUUAUCAAUGACAAUUUUUUUAAUUUUUUCCAUCCUUACCAUAAAGAAAGAAUUGCAAACGGAGCCAAGAAAUUUGUUCAAUUUAGUUCAUCAUUAGAAACAUACUUAAGCCAAGGCUUUUUUUUAAAUCUCCCAAACAAUUUAUUAGAAUGCGUUGGAAAAUUAUCAGUAACAGUAAUAAACAAUUUUAUUGUCUCUAUAUUGAUUUUUAGAGAAAAAGAAAUCAAGAAUCAAGUUGCCUUAAUUUCAGAUGAUUACGAAAUAAUUUGCCACUCUGCUAAUUUUCAAAGAUUUUUAGGAAAUCCUAAUAAUAAUUUUGUAGGAACAAACAUCAAAAAAUUAUUUUUUGAUUCAGAAGAAUUUGAUAUCAAGCCUUUUGUCGCUUAUUAGAUCAUGAUGGAAAAAAUUAUAGUUCCCUUUUCCUGAAGCACUGUGCGUUCCACAGUCGAUGCCUGCAGAGUUGACUCGCUCAAAGCAUUUUUUAGACCUUGCCAAAACUCCGUUUCUUGAUAGAGGCAUUUUCUCUCCUAAUCUGGCCAAAACCAGAUUUUUCAGGAACUUCCAUUUUAGCCCAAGUGCCAAAUUACCCAACCCUGCACUGCUUAGGCAAGAUCGCCCGAUUAAGGAGCCCUUUUAAAUUUGGAGAGGCUAGUCCUGAGUCUGUCUUACCCUUUUCUUCGGAUUAUCUCUGAAGAAAAACUCUAAGUCCUUACGCAGAUUCUGGACAGGCUAGGCAAGUCUCCCUGCCUCUAUCGGAUACCCGUUCUGGACCUGAGCGCUGCAGGCAAAAAAGAUGCAAAAAACUGCUUCUCGAGCCAUGCAGCUAAUAUGCGGGAUAGUGUUAGGCCUUUCGCUUCGAGGCUAACCCAACCUUUGGGUAGCUCUUUGCUCUAAAAUCCGGUCAGAAUAUACAUAAGGGCACCUGUCAAGAGAUGGGCCGCUCGGAACUGAAAAUUUAUUAAUAUCCUCUCGUCGCUUAUAAGUUACCAAAUUUUUUAGAUAAAAUGCAUUUAGUCUACUCAUAUUACGAAAUUUAUGGAAUAAAAGUCCCUUAUGCAAUAUUAAUAAAAGGAGACGAAGCAAUCAAAGCAUGGAAGAUUGAAGAGCUCGCCCUUAAUAAUAAAAAAGAAAAAUUGCAGGUUGCGGGCAGUCUUUUGUCAGUAAAGAUAUCAGAUUCAUUUGCUACUUCCAGAACUAUCAGAUCAUUUCAUAAAGAAAACCAUUCUGAAGAAGAUUUGGAAUCAAAAAUAGACUUAUAUCGAUUUACUAACGAAGCCCCUGACGAAUAUGAUUUUUCAGAUAAAAAUGACGAAAAUAAGUCCCAGUACUCAGCGAGUUCGUCUCAAAACAAAUUUCUCAAUAUGCUACAAAUUUCAUCAAAGUCCAUAAAUAUCCUUAAUCUGGCUUUUAUUUUUGCUGUGAUUUUUAUUUAGGUUUUAACUGUUUUAGCCGUCAAUAUAGCAGUAUUGGUCUAUGCUUUUUCUAAAAUUAAUAUAAUAAGCGAUGUGGAGCUGCCAUUAUAUAUUGGAAGAGCUGGAAAAUAUUUUCAGCAAGUUGCUUUAUAUUCUCAUAUGGUCUUUCAGUGUUACGCUUCUCAAAUGCCUGAAGUAAUCGCUCUUGUGCCAGACAUAUUCAGUAGAGAUGUGAGCUCCUUACUUCCCCCCUCCGUUAACUAACAAAACCAUUGCAAAUUCCUAUUUUUUGAGUAGAAAACCACCCUCCGAUAGAGCAAAAAAUUUUAUAUAUCAAAAUUUUUUAUGAAAAAUAUUUUGAUAUAAGUAAUAAUUAAUAUAAUGAAAUCUCUGCCUAUUUCUCUUUAAUUUUUAAAAGCAUAAAUUUCGUGUGCGAAUUUGAUAUUUUCAAAAAUAAUAAAGAAUUAUAAAGUUAAUAUAUAAUUGUUUUUAUAAAAUUAACUAACCAUCCUCCGUAGCAAAUAUUUUUUUGAAUCACGGAAGGGGAGCUGGCAGAUUUUGAAACGCUUUACUCGAAUAUGACAAUAAAGUCAAAAAACUGAAACCACUGUUCAGGUCAAAACAUUAUAAACGAUGUAAAUGUUGAUUUAUGACCAACAGAUGGCGGAGUUAAUCCAAAAAAAGUAAAUUUGGUGAAAGCUGUAGCAGAAUUUAUAAACCAUGUAUAA
Molecule: messenger RNA, 5335 nt
Organism: Blepharisma stoltei
Lineage: Eukaryota; Ciliophora; Heterotrichea; Heterotrichida; Blepharismidae
Source: the annotation of a GenBank genome assembly